AUGCCAAAGUGUUGGCAAAUCGAAAGGAAGAAGCAGAACACCACGAUUAUAGCUGCACUUAAGGCAGUAAGAAAGCCUAUCGGUAAAUCAUCUCUUGCAGAACCUGCUGAAACACGCCUCAGGUCGAGAAUGCGCCUUCGGCUCAGAGUUAGAUUUGCGUUGAUCCUGUGUCGGCGAUUCGGCAGUGAGUCAAGGGAUCUCAGCCGCAGACUCUGCGGAGAAAAGGCAGCCCUAAACCAGUUAGACAUCCUUGGCCAAAAGUCAAAGUCACCCAGUGGCAAGAUUUAUCACGAUUCGGAUGCCCGCCGAAAUUCUGCGCCUGCACGAACUACUGAGAUGCGUGCGGCCCGCGGGAAAGAAUGA
Messenger RNA from Drepanopeziza brunnea f. sp. 'multigermtubi' MB_m1, 363 nucleotides. The record is from RefSeq and is a predicted model, not a curated record. NCBI's taxonomy places the organism in Eukaryota, Fungi, Ascomycota, Leotiomycetes, Helotiales, Drepanopezizaceae.